Molecule: messenger RNA, 1335 nt
Organism: Tachysurus vachellii
Lineage: Eukaryota; Metazoa; Chordata; Actinopteri; Siluriformes; Bagridae
Gene: colec11
Product: collectin sub-family member 11
Exons: 7
Coding region: 178-1011 (277 amino acids)
Source: RefSeq, a predicted model, not a curated record
UUAUCUGUGUGUUUAUACAUACAAACUCACUCUCUGGCUUGCUUCUUGCUGCAGACGUGAGAGACAAGACAUGUCAAGCUGACCACAAGCAUCGCUCUGGCAAUGUGAAGACGGCAGUGCUGCACCAACACACACUGAACGAGAGUUUCUCAUGCGUGCAGCAAUAGUACUUCCAUUAUGAGUGGAGAAAGCUUGGGGAUGUGUGUGUUGGUCACGCUGUUGAGUCUGAUGUUCCUGGAGUCAGCUCAUGGUCAGCAUAUUGCAGAGGAGCCCUGCUCAGUCCAAAUCCUUGUUCCAGGACUUAAAGGGGAAAUCGGGGAGAAGGGGGAGAAAGGGGUGCCUGGGAGACCUGGUAGAGUGGGGCCACCUGGAGAGACAGGACCUCCUGGACUUAAAGGACAAAAGGGUAUCAUGGGACGUUAUGGAAAAAUGGGUCCCCCUGGAUUAAAAGGUUUAAAAGGGGAUAUGGGAGAACCAGGCCCCAAAGGUGAAAAUGGAGACCCAGGGCUCCCCUGUGAGUGUGGUCCCUUGCGAAAGAUGAUUGGUGAAAUGGAUAAUCAAGUGGCACAGUUAACAAGUGAACUGAAGUUUAUUAAAAAAGCACUGCCCUCCCCUGCAGCUGUCGCUGGCAUUAAAGAGAUGGACGGUAAGGUGUACCUGCUGGUGAAGGAGGAGAAACGUUACAGAGAUGCCGAGAUCUACUGCCAGGGCAGGGGUGGGCACUUGGCCAUGCCCAAAGAUGCCAGUGCAAACAGGGCCAUUGCUGGCUACAUAACAGAAGCUGGCCUGAGCAGAGUGUACAUUGGCAUUAACGACCUGGAGCGUGAGGGCCAUUUUGUGUAUGUGGAGCACUCACCUAUGAGCACCUUUACUAAGUGGCGGGAAGGAGAGCCUAAUAAUGCUUAUGAAGAUGAGGAUUGUGUGGAGCUCGUUUCCUCAGGGGAGUGGGUUGAUGUGGCCUGCUCUUUAACCAUGUACUUUGUGUGUGAGUUUGACAAAGACCAGAUUUGAGUAACUUCACCCUGGAGAGAAGGAUUAUAUUAAUGGGUUUUGAAGCCUUGCAGUGAAAGAGUAUGAUUUUUGAGAUGAUCCAGUUCUGAUGUGUGAAAAAGGGUUUACCUCCUUAUAUUGUUUUUUCUUUUCUAGACUAAUGGUGUAGACAUUUUUCUGUAACAUGUUUUCAAGACUUACAUUUGACUUACAUUUUGGAAUUACAUUUGUAAAAAAUAUAUUGCUAAUAUUUUCCAUUUGCUAUGGACUUUAUAGACUGCCCUUUAUCAUGUUUUACUAUUCAUUUGUAUAUAUUAAGCUAUAAAUAAAACUAUAUCAUUACAA